Molecule: messenger RNA, 1164 nt
Organism: Elgaria multicarinata webbii
Lineage: Eukaryota; Metazoa; Chordata; Lepidosauria; Squamata; Anguidae
Product: polyubiquitin-like
Exons: 2
Coding region: 143-616 (157 amino acids)
Biological process (GO): modification-dependent protein catabolic process; protein ubiquitination
Cellular component (GO): cytoplasm; nucleus
Molecular function (GO): ubiquitin protein ligase binding; protein tag activity
Source: RefSeq, a predicted model, not a curated record
CCUCCUCGCGGGGACAUCUCGAAAGCGGCGCGGGGAUAAAAGGGAGCGGAGCGGGCAGGGACAGUGCGGAGCCCCCUAAGCGGAAGAUCGGGCGGCUGUGUGUGGAAGCGGAGCCCGAGGCGAGUGAGGCCGGACCUGCGAGAUGGCGCUGCGUUUGAAUGUGAAGCUCCUGACGGGAGUCCAGCAUUCCCUGGACACCUCCGCCCAAAAGACCGUCUGGGAUUUCAAAGUCCACGUGGGGCGGAAGACAGGGGUGCCGCCUUAUCAGCAGAAGCUGGCCUGCCAGAACAACACCCACAUUGACCUGCGGGACGGUGCCCAGCUCUCGGAAUACGGGCUGAGAUCGGGGGACACCCUCCUGCUAAUGGUCAAGAACGAGGAACCCAUUUCCGUUCUCCUGAACACUCCCCGGGGCAGAACCAGCACUUAUGAGGUCCUGCCUUCAGACCCGGUGGCCCAGUUCAGAGCCCAGGUUCAGCGCCAGGAGAACAUGCAGCCGGAACAGUUCUGGCUCCUGUACGAGGGGAAACCUCUGGAGGACGGCCACAAGCUGUCGGACUACAACAUUGCUCCCUACAGCACCAUCUUCCUGAACGGGCGGCUCCGGGGCGGCUGAGAUCUGGUGGAUGGCUCAGCCCAGCCGCCCUCCUGGCCUCUUGGACCAGGGUUCCCCAGACUUCCCGAACUUGACCCUCUCCCCACUUCUCACUUAGGCUGCCCCCUGCCUCCUCCCCAACCCGACACCCGUCUUCUGGUAUACAACCUUAGCAGUAUUUAAAUCUAGCACCAGCCGUUCCGCCUUGCCUGAGAGACAGCCGAGAGACUGCCUGCCUUUGGCUCGCCCUCUCCCUGAACUGCUUCCACUCUUGCUGGCCAUGAGAAGAACCUUGGAACUCUACCAAGUACCUUGAGUUUGCUUGCUCUCCUCUUCCCUCCUCACCCCCUUUUCCUCUUGUGUUGACUCUUAGAUUGUAAACCUGAGUACAGGGACUGUCAUUAUAGCGUGCACUUUUCAGCUGAAGGGAGGAGCAGAAAUAUUCUGAAAUUGUAAACGCGAGUUCUCUACUGAUGCUUUUAUCUGAGUUUGGCUCUGCUUUGACGUUUUGUGUGGAUGCUUUUUAGCAGCUGUAAAACACAUCACUAAAUAAAGGAAAGACAAAAUGA